GCGGGGUUUUGGUUUUAAUAGGGUUUCAUCAACAACCCGGGAGGAAGCUUUAGCGCGCAGCGGCCAUGGUUCUCAAGACUGAGCUGUGUCGCUUCAGUGGCUCCAAGAUAUACCCAGGGAGGGGCAUCAGAUUUAUCCGGGCUGAUUCUCAGGUGUUCCUCUUUGCUAACUCAAAAUGCAAGAGGUAUUUCCACAACCGGUUGAAGCCUUCGAAGCUUACCUGGACAGCCAUGUAUAGGAAGCAGCAUAAGAAGGAUAUUGCUCAAGAGGCGGUGAAGAAGAGGAGACGUACCACCAGGAAGCCAUACUCGAGGUCCAUUGUUGGUGCAACUUUGGAAGUCAUCCAGAAGAAGAGAGCCGAAAAGCCAGAAGUGCGUGAUGCUGCCAGAGAAGCUGCUCUGCGGGAAAUUAAGGAAAGAAUCAAGAAAACAAAGGACGAAAAGAAGGCCAAGAAAGCGGAAGUGUUAGCCAAGUCCCAGAAGGCACCAGGUAAGGGUAACGUUGCGAAGGGACCUGCAUCCAAAGGUCCAAAGCUCGGUGGUGGCGGUGGGAAGCGUUGAUACCCUAUUUUGUUUUGUUUUGUCACUUAAAUUACAAGUUUUAGUGGAUAGGACAUCUGUUAUGAGAAGUGGCCCAAUGCAUUUACUUUUGGUCU
Cucurbita moschata (crookneck pumpkin) is the source of this 655-nucleotide messenger RNA. Its product is annotated as 60S ribosomal protein L24-like. The record is from RefSeq and is a predicted model, not a curated record. Gene Ontology annotation, cellular component: cytosolic large ribosomal subunit. The coding region runs from base 66 to 560 and encodes 164 amino acids. Gene Ontology annotation, biological process: cytoplasmic translation. Gene Ontology annotation, molecular function: structural constituent of ribosome; mRNA binding. Lineage: Eukaryota; Viridiplantae; Streptophyta; Magnoliopsida; Cucurbitales; Cucurbitaceae. The transcript has 5 exons.